Molecule: messenger RNA, 558 nt
Organism: Chironomus riparius
Lineage: Eukaryota; Metazoa; Arthropoda; Insecta; Diptera; Chironomidae
Source: the annotation of a GenBank genome assembly
AUGGAAGUUCUGUGCACAUUUAUAAGUACUCUAUCAAAACCAAAAAAUUCCCCUUUUGAUCGAAUUCGAUUAAAACCAGCUGAAAUAUAUACUUGCCAAAUCGAAAAUCAAGUAAUUCUUGAAGAUGACGAGUUGCAGUUUGUAGGUCAACAUUUAAACGAAAGAUUUAAUAACAAUGUCAACUCUGUUUCGUUUAAUCUUUGCUUCAUCACAAAAGUUCCAAGAAACUUAUUAAAUCAUUUUCCGAACCUACACAGCUUAACUAUUUGCGGAUCAAAUCUAAAAGUUUUAAACAAAGAUGAUUUAAUCAAAUACAGACAUUUUAAAUCAUUAAACUUUGAUUCAAAUCAAAUUGAAUUUUUACCUGGUGACUUGUUUGAAGGAUUUGAAAACUUAGAAAAGGUUUCAUUUAAUAACAAUAAUUUAAGAGUCGUUGAGCCGACUAUUUUCGAUGGAUUGAAGAAGUUACACAAUGUAGACUUGAACUCUAAUCCUUGUCUUAAUAUAAGUUGCAAAGGAGAUUUUGUCUACAACGGCAAUUUCGUAGUGGAUUUAUGA